Gossypium arboreum is the source of this 987-nucleotide messenger RNA. RefSeq names its product 2-phytyl-1,4-beta-naphthoquinone methyltransferase, chloroplastic. The coding region runs from base 55 to 816 and encodes 253 amino acids. Lineage: Eukaryota; Viridiplantae; Streptophyta; Magnoliopsida; Malvales; Malvaceae. Gene Ontology annotation, biological process: phylloquinone biosynthetic process. Gene Ontology annotation, molecular function: 2-phytyl-1,4-naphthoquinone methyltransferase activity. The transcript is spliced from 8 exons. The record is from RefSeq and is a predicted model, not a curated record.
UUAAAAGAUAAAAAGACGUAAAAAUUCGGAACUUCAGCAGACAAAGAACAGAAAAUGCAUUCUCUUCAAUUCUCAGUUCCACUCCUACCAACUUCCCGGUUCAAGCGCCAUUCGGUUCGUUGCGCUAGCGACCGCCAGCAGCUUUUUAACCGCAUUGCCCCUGUUUAUGAUAACCUGAAUGAUUUGCUGAGUUUGGGUCAGCAUCGUAUAUGGAAACGCAUGGCUGUAUCAUGGAGUGGGGCCAAAACGGGAGAUUCCCUCUUGGAUUUGUGCUGUGGAAGCGGGGAUUUAACUUUCCUCAUGUCUGAGAAGGCCGGUGCCGACGGCAAAGUAAUUGGCCUCGAUUUCUCGAAAGAACAACUAUCAAUUGCUUCAUCACGCCAAUACUUGCUUUCAAAGGCUUGCUACAAUAACAUUGAAUGGGUUGAAGGUGAUGCACUCGAUUUGCCAUUUUCUAAUGGUUACUUUGAUGCUAUUACUAUGGGUUAUGGGCUGCGCAAUGUGGUUGAUAAACGUCGAGCUAUGCAGGAGAUGUUCCGAGUUCUAAAGCCUGACUCAAGGGUGUCGAUCCUCGACUUCAAUAAAAGCAUGCAGCCAUUUACUGCAUUGUUUCAGGAAUGGAUGAUUGAUAAUGUUGUAGUACCAACGGCAACAGUUUACGGCCUUGCCAAGGAGUACCAGUAUUUGAAAACUUCCAUUGAUGAAUUUUUAACAGGGAAGGAAUUGGAGAAACUGGCCUUAGAUGCAGGGUUUUCUUAUGCCAGACAUUACGAGAUAGGCGGAGGCCUCAUGGGGAACCUAGUAGCCGCUCGUUAAAGUAAUUUUAUGCAUUUGAUGUUCGGUUUAGUUGUUGAGGAAGAAAGCAUCUUCAUGCAUAUGAAUUCCUAACCUUUUCUAAAUGCAGUGUGGAUUUUGUUGUUGAAAUGAAUCCUUAGUGUUAUGAUUGAGAAAUCUACAAAAAGAAUAAUGCUUUAGUUUUGCAUCAAA